This is a messenger RNA of Hirsutella rhossiliensis, 249 nucleotides long. Its product is annotated as mature-T-Cell proliferation I type domain-containing protein. NCBI's taxonomy places the organism in Eukaryota, Fungi, Ascomycota, Sordariomycetes, Hypocreales, Ophiocordycipitaceae. The transcript is spliced from 4 exons. The record is from RefSeq and is a predicted model, not a curated record. The coding region runs from base 1 to 249 and encodes 82 amino acids. Gene Ontology annotation, cellular component: mitochondrial intermembrane space.
AUGCCAACGAAUUCUCUGCAGAGUGAUGUAGAGGCCAAGCCGCCUUGCCACCCGCGCGCCUGCGCAAUCCAGGACUGCCUGGCCCGCAACAACUACAGCGAGGCCAAGUGUCAGGACGCCGUCAAGGCCCUCUACGAGUGCUGCCAGGCCUUCUACCAGCGCUACGGCGACGACGCAAAGAGCCCCAGCUGUCCCCAGCCUAGCCUCCUGCGCCUCAAGCUUAAGCAGCAGCAGACCGAGGCCAGAUAG